ACGAGCGGAAGUAAAUAGUCGCCAUGGCAUGGUUAGCUGGCAGCAGGGAAGCAAGUAGCAAGUAAAUCGUGGAUGCUCCUCAAGUUGAACGGAUAAUAACAUUUACAACCUGGAGUUCGUUGGUUGGACGUGGAGAAAUAACAGAUUCGCUCCGUCUGCAUUUGCACAAUAAAUACAUUACGAGAGUUGAGGAAUCGUGCAGCACGUUUGGGGCCUGGACAGACGUGUGCUAACGUAGCUAACCCGGGUAAACGCGGCUGUUGAGCUCACGUCGCUUUUGGCUACCGUAGCCCGGCUAAAGACCUGUGCUAGUGUGGCUAGUUUCAUCAGCUAAUCCUCUGCUACCCCUUUGAACAGAUAAGUACCGUCACUCCAGCUAACUCUGGCCGUGGUGGAGGGAAAGUUGGGCUGGAUCUAAAAUGAUCAUUGAAAACCUUGAUGCCUUGAGAACAUGGCUGUCUGAUACCCUUGAGCCAAUUUGUGAUGCAGACCCUUCUGCCCUAGCCAAGUAUGUUGUUGCUUUGGUGAAGAAGGAUAAAAGUGAAAAGGAACUUAAAGCCCUGUGUAUAGACCAAUUGGAUGUAUUUCUUCAGAAAGAGACCCAGCAAUUUGUGGACAAGCUGUUUGAAGCCAUUAACAACAAAAACUACCUCCCGCCGCCAGAGCAUCCAUCGUCUUUGGUCAAAAUUGAGAAAGAUGAGCAGAAGAAGGAUGAGACGAAUCGGGAAGAAGAGCGAGAGAAGAAGUUUUCACGGCGAGUGAAUCACAGCCCUCCCCAAACAAGCUCUCGCUACAGCAGAGAUGGCAGGCGAGGAGAUGAUCGGAAGAGAGACGAUCGCCUCAGGAAGAGGGAUUAUGACCGCAACCCACCAAGGAGGGACUCGUACCGCGAUCGCUACAAUCGGAGAAGAGGCCGCAGUCGCAGUUACAGCCGGAGCCGGAGCCGAAGUUGGAGCAAGGAUCGCAUCCGUGACCGCGAGAGAGAGAGGGACAGGGAUAGAGACAGGGACAGAGAUAGGGAUAGAGAUCGCAGCAGGAGCCGGUCACACAGCAGAACACGGUCUAGAAGCAGGAGUAGAGAGCGAGAUUCUGGGAAGUUGAAGUAUGAUCAUGAGCACAGGCCAGAGAGUGGUGAUGGCUACACCCCAGCAGUCCUGGUCUCCACUGCCACCACGUCACACUUCCCUGUGCCAACACUGAGCAGCACCAUUACAGUCAUCGCCCCCACACAUCAUCAUAGUAACAACACCACUGAGAGUUGGUCAGACUUCCGCCCUGACCACCCUGUGGACCGUGGCCCUUUUAUUAGGGGUCCACCCCCCCAACAGAGGAAGCGAUGCCGUGACUAUGAUGAAAAAGGCUUCUGCAUGAGAGGGGACAUGUGUCCUUUUGACCAUGGAAGUGACCCAGUUGUUGUAGAGGAUGUCAAUUUGCCCAAUAUGCUGCCCUUUCAACCUCCACCAAUCCCAGGCGUGGAAUCACAACCUCCCCCAGGACUCCCACCACCACCACCUCUGAUGAACCCCCCACCUGUGAACCUGCGGCCCCCUGUGCCCCCUCCAGUCGCCCUCCCACCCAGCCUUCCACCUGUUGCAGGUCCCCCUCCUCCGCUUCCUCCGCUGCAACCGUCAGGCAUGGAUGCUCCUCCCAAUUCUAUCACCAGCUCUGUUCCCACCAUUGUCACCUCUGGGAUGCGCUCCUCACUUCCCCAGGCCUCAGUGCCGCUUUUCACCCCCGGUAAUUCUUACAACUAUGACACCGAUGUAUACAAUCCUGAGGCUCCCAGCAUCACCAAUACCUCUAGGCCGGUCUACCGCCACCGGGUCAAUGCCCAGAGACCCAACCUGAUUGGCCUCACAAUGGGGGAGGUGGACCAGCCACAGAGAGACAAGAUUCCAAAUAACAGUAUGAGGAUUGUUAUGGAGUCAGAUUCAAGGAAGAGACCACCUGUCUCCCACGAUGGAGGCCUCCCCAAGAAACCUUGGUUUGACAAACCCAACUUUAACAAACCCAACCACCAGGGCUACCACAAAAGAGCCCCAUUCUUUCCUAACACCAAGUUGCUGGUUCGGCAAAUUCCCCCCGAGCUCAACAACAUCAGCAAACUCAAUGAACAUUUCAGCAAGUUUGGCACCAUCGUCAACCUACAGGUGGCUUACCAGAAUGACCCAGAGGGGGCACUAAUCCAGUUUGCCUCUCCAGAUGAGGCCAAGCGGGCUAUGCAAAGCACAGAGGCUGUUCUCAACAACCGCUUUAUCAGGGUGCACUGGUUUCGUGACGAUGGAAGCGAUGGGCAGGGCCAGGGCCAUGGCCAGUCUCACUCACAGCAGCAACCUCAGACACAGCCAGCCAUGCAGCCCUCAGCCACAUGUCUGAAGCAGUCUGUCAAAGAUCGCCUCGGACCCCUGCUCACUGCGAACUCUGAGCCCUCCCAGGAUUCCAACAUAGCCUCUCAGAAUCCUUCUAAAGUGUCUGUGAAGGACCGUUUGGGUUUCUCUGCCAAACCAGCAGCUCCUGUUGAAAAAGUGUUUUCGACGUCCAUGGGCCUCACAAAGACCGUAUACAAUCCUGCUGCUUUGAAGGCAGCCCAGAAAAACUCAGAGGAAGCCCUGAAGAAGAAGCAGGAAGCUCUAAGACUACAGCAGGAUGUAAGGAAGAAGAAGCAGGAAAUACUGGAGAAGCACAUUGAGACACAGAAGCUCCUGAUAUCCAAACUUGAGAAGAACAAAGCAAUGAAGGCAGAGGAUAAAGCCAAGAUCAUGGAAACUUUGGGCAUGUUAACCAAGAGCAUCACCAAACUGCAAGAGGAAAUAAAGGGAAUCUCGGGCAGCAACAACCCACUACGCGCAGCUAAGAGCAAGGCCCAGGCACAGAAGGAACUGCUGGAUGCAGAGCUGGACCUGUACAAGAAGGCUCAGGCCGGAGAGGACACCGCUAUGUUGAAGAUCAAAUAUACCCAGCUGCAAAUUGAGGCUGCUAAAAGGGGUCUCCUGUCACCGGGACGAGGCCGGGGCGUCCAUGCUCGGGGCCGUGCUGCUCUCAGGGCCCGGGGACGGGGCUCCAGAGGGCGGGGAAGAGGUGUGCCACUGCAUGCAGUUGUGGACCAUCGGCCGCGAGCGCUGGCGAUUUCUGGUUUUGCUGAGACAGACCGUGUAGACUUGCUGCCACACUUUGCUCAAUUUGGAGAGAUUGAAGAUUGCCAGAUUGAUGAAAACAACUUGACUGCUGUCAUCACUUACAAGACAAGGGUGGAGGCAGAACAGGCGGCUUUUCAUGGAGUGAAGUUCAACAACCAGACUUUACGCCUGGCCUGGCAUAAGGCUGUCACGACUCUCAGUAUUGCCGAUGCUGAUGAGGCAGAACCAGAGGAGGAUGAGUACCCGGAAGAGUCGCUGAGUGACGAUGCAUUGCUGCAGGAUGAUGAUGAGGAAGAGGAUGACAACGAGCCUCGCUCCUGGCGCAGAUGAAGAUCAGUCAGAUGCUCUUCCCCUGGUUGCACUGCUGUGGAAGAUGAGCAACAAUCCAGCAACUUUAUACGUUUUCAUUGCCUGUUUAUAAAUCAUCAAGGCACAUUUCACUUUGGCAAGACUUUUUUUUCCCCUCACAAAUGUGUAACUGGCAGAAGAACCAUGUGUGAAUUUGAUUCAUUUUAACAAUUUAACAAUUGUGACAUUUUUUUAAUGCUCUUAAUGUAGAAAUAGUUCUGUAUUCUUUUUUUUUUUGUUAUUUCGGUUCUCAAAACACAGUUUGUCUGGACAUGUGACAGCUAAUCACUUUUGUUGAACUGUCAGUUUAAGAAAACAAAACCUGUGUUGUAAUUUAACUGAAUGACAGACUAGCUUUUGCAGAAUAGUAUUAGGUUGACUGGUUUAAAUGCUUAUGUGUAAAUAUUUUAUGUCUGGGUUUAAAUGAUUUGUAUGAAAGCUUGGCUUCUCAGUUCUUGGCUUUACUUUGGAUUGUACAAAAAAUAAAGAAUUGAAAUGGUCUGAAAACAUCCUGCCAAAAACAAAAAAAA
Molecule: messenger RNA, 4015 nt
Organism: Morone saxatilis (striped sea-bass)
Lineage: Eukaryota; Metazoa; Chordata; Actinopteri; Moronidae
Gene: rbm26
Product: RNA binding motif protein 26
Exons: 22
Coding region: 420-3467 (1015 amino acids)
Biological process (GO): mRNA processing
Cellular component (GO): nucleus
Molecular function (GO): RNA binding; metal ion binding
Source: RefSeq, a predicted model, not a curated record